This is a messenger RNA of Hemicordylus capensis (graceful crag lizard), 5051 nucleotides long. RefSeq names its product fatty acyl-CoA reductase 1 (gene FAR1). Gene Ontology annotation, molecular function: alcohol-forming very long-chain fatty acyl-CoA reductase (NADP+) activity. Gene Ontology annotation, biological process: long-chain fatty-acyl-CoA metabolic process. Lineage: Eukaryota; Metazoa; Chordata; Lepidosauria; Squamata; Cordylidae. The transcript is spliced from 12 exons. The record is from RefSeq and is a predicted model, not a curated record. Gene Ontology annotation, cellular component: peroxisome. The coding region runs from base 269 to 1828 and encodes 519 amino acids.
UUCUCUUCUCGGUUGGGAGGAGCGGAGGCGCAAGUGGCGGCCGAAAGGCCUGGCGGGAGUGCGCUGCCGCAGCAGCAAGCAGCCGUAGCCGCUCAUCCUCCGAGACCGUCUCUGCCUCUCCGUUCUCCUUCCUUCCUUCCCCGUCGUCUAUGGCGACCAGGCGAGUGGUGAAGGACAAGGCUGGGUCGAGCUUGUGACCGCGAGCGAGGCCGCUCAUUCUCUUCGGCCGAACUCACUGUGCCACUUCGACUCUCCUUUUUUAUGGGUCAUGAUGGUAUCCAUCCCAGAAUACUAUGAAGGCAAGAAUGUCCUCCUCACUGGAGCUACUGGCUUUAUGGGAAAAGUUCUUCUAGAAAAGCUUCUGCGGUCUUGUCCAAAGGUAAAAACAGUUUAUGUGUUGGUGAGACACAAAGCAGGGAAGACUUCUCAAGAACGAGUGGAAGAAAUGAUAAGCUGCAAGCUCUUUGACAGAUUGAGAGAUGAACAGCCAGACUUUAAAGAAAAAAUUAUAGCAGUUUCUAGUGACCUAACGGAACAAGAAAUGGCUCUUAGUGAAGAAGAUAAGGAAAAUCUUAUAGACUGUACUAACAUAAUAUUCCAUUGUGCUGCUACUGUAAGAUUCAAUGAAAUUCUAAGAGACGCUGUUCAGCUCAAUGUAAUUGCAACGCAGCAGCUUCUCUUCUUGGCCCGGAAAAUGAAGAAUCUGGACGUGUUCAUCCAUGUUUCAACAGCAUUUGCAUAUUGCAAUCGAAAGCAUAUUGAAGAAGUUGUCUAUCCACCCCCUGUUGAUCCCAAGAAAUUGAUAGACUCCUUAGAGUGGAUGGAUGACAGCCUAGUGAAUGAUAUUACACCGAAACUAAUAGGAGACAGGCCUAAUACUUACACAUAUACGAAAGCCUUAGCAGAAUACAUCGUACAACAGGAAGGUGCAAAACUAAAUGUAGCCAUUAUAAGGCCAUCAAUUGUGGGUGCCAGCUGGAAGGAGCCUUUCCCAGGAUGGAUUGAUAACUUUAAUGGACCCAGUGGCCUUUUUAUUGCUGCAGGAAAAGGAAUUCUUCGAACGAUGCGAGCCUCCAACAAUGCAGUUGCAGAUCUUAUUCCAGUAGAUGUAGUCAUCAAUACGACAAUAGCUGCUGCUUGGUAUUCAGGAGUGAAUAGGUAUAACAGACCAAGAAACAUUAUGGUAUACAACUGUACAACAGGUGGCACCAAUCCUUUCCAUUGGGGUGAAGUUGAAUACCAUGUAAUAUCCACUUUCAAGAGGAAUCCUCUCGAACAGGCCUUCAGACGGCCCAAUGUAAAUCUAACCUCCAAUCACCUUUUAUAUCACUACUGGAUUGCUGUAAGCCAUAAGGCUCCAGCAUUCCUGUAUGAUAUCUACCUCAGGAUUACAGGAAGAAGCCCAAGGAUGAUGAAAACAAUAACACGUCUUCAUAAGGCUAUGCUGUUACUAGAGUACUUCACCAGAAAUUCUUGGGACUGGAACACAGACAAUGUCAAUAUGCUUAUGAGCCAGCUGAGUACUGAAGACAAAAAGACAUUUAAUUUUGAUGUUCGGCAACUGCACUGGGCAGAAUAUAUGGAAAACUACUGCAUGGGAACAAAGAAAUAUGUACUGAAUGAGGAAAUGUCUGGUCUCCCAGCAGCUCGAAAACACUUGAAUAAGUUAAGGAACAUACGUUAUGGCUUCAAUACAGUGCUUGUUAUCCUCAUCUGGCGUAUUUUCAUUGCAAGAUCACAAAUGGCAAGAAACAUCUGGUAUUUUGUUGUUAGCCUAUGUUACAAGUUCCUCUCUUACUUCAGAGCAUCCAGCACUAUGAGAUACUGAAGAUGACAAUUCUAGCAUUAGAACAUCUAUGCAUAUGGUGGUCUAAUGGCAAAGCCGUAUAAUGUACCUACUCAUCUUGUCUUUUGUAAAACCAUAAAAUAUUAGAUCUGGGUUGUGAAAUACAGUACACGUGAUGCUUAAUUGUGUAUUUCUGUGAAGAUUAUAUGGCUGGUACUGGAUCGAUCUGUUGUUAGGCAAAUAUGUAGACUAAAAAUUCAAACAGAUUUAAUAACUUUGCAAAAAGAAAACCUUUAGGCCACUGACCAGUGUAACUGUGCAAUUCUGGAAUGCUUUGAAUUAAAAAUCUGCCUUAACACAGUAAACUUAAUUUUUAUUGCAAAUAAGAGCGUUUAGUUAAGGGAACAAAUGAUUGACUUGGAUGGUAGACCUAUUUGAGAUCUUAAAUGGCAGUGGGUUUGUCUGGUAAUUCUAGGAGAGAUGUGUCUUUGUAAAGGAUUGUGAGUUGGGCAUUUUGUUAGUCAUCUUACCUUCUUCACAGUGAUGGUAAAGAUGUGAUAGAUUACUAAAAAAAUUUAGACUUUCAUAACUGAAAACCAAUUUUUGGUCUACUCUUAAAAGUGCACCUACUGAUCUCAGUUAGCCCUGGGGAAAUUGAAUGAAUUGAUCACAGUCCAUAGGGAGUGUGCAUGCAGUUUCAGCACCUCAAAUGCACCAAAAGUGAAGUGGUACACAGGUUUUCCCUAAGUUUCUCUAAAUCAUGAGUUAAAACCAUUUGUAUAGACAAGGGUGAGAGGAAGCUUAUCCCUUAGUAAACGUGUGUCAUUACAGAUCACUAGAAUUUUCCACAAAUGAUAAAGGAAAUCAGGUACUUUGAAAUUUUGUUCUGUGACUCAGAGAAUGAACCUGUCUAGAAGAUUCUACUUUUCCUAUGCCACCCACAGAACUUUUAAACUGAAUUUGCAAACACUUUUUCUUCUGCUGUGAAGUCAGUACAUCUAUGCUAAAUAAAACUCAGCACAGUUUUGGGAAAUGGUGGAUAUACAAAUGAAGAAAAAGAAAAUACUGAAUUAGCUAAUACUUGGGUAAAUGUGGGAGAGUCUAUUUUUCUGCAUGUUUUAUUUGUUUUAGCAGGAAAAUGUAUUUACAAGAGUAUGGAUUUGAAAACUGAAAGAUUUCCCUUUAAAACUCUGUUGCAUAAGAUUCUGUGAUAACAUUAUUUCUAUUUUGCUACAAUCUAGCAAACCUGUGUGGUGGUAAACUGGUAAGCUGCUGUGGAAUUUCUUUCAUGCAAGUGUCUAAUUUUGGGGAGACAGCUUCCUUGUUGAAGCUUAAUGUUUCUCUCAUAUGUAUUUAAAUGUAGGGUUUUUUAAAGUUUAUAGAUAAUCUUUCCAGAGGUACAAAAUGUUAUAUAAUCAAGGACCACACCAUUAAGGAGUGUGUGAGACUGCUAUAACAGUGGUGAAAAAUACAAUAAACUCUGGGUUUUGUGAUUUUGUUGCAGUUGGCUGCAAUAUUCCUAUUAUAUCUGUUACAGCGGCUUCCCUAACUCUCCUUUAUUUGACUUGAAAGUUUACUUAGCAUUUUGGCAUAUUGUGACUUUUGUACAAGGUGCCUGGAAUCCAACCACCCACCAUGGUUGAUGGUGAGAACCACCCACCCACCAUGGUUGAUUGUGGUUGAACUUGGUGAGAGAGGCAGUUGAGAGAUGCUUAGAGAAAUUAAGGUUUUUUCCCUCUCUGUAACUUAUUUUAUGGACUUAUUUCAAACUAAAGAAACAGAAAAUGAUGCCACUGUCAAUGGUAUGACUAAAAUGAAUCUAUGAUUAAUAGACACCAUGUCUGUCUAAUUAGAUGUCUGUCUAAUCUUCCAAAUGAGACUCUGAUGUUGAAUACAGCUGCCAUGUGUUGGAGUCAGAAAUUCUCAGUUCAUGAAUUUAAGUUUUCUCGUACGAGGAAGCCCCACCCAUUACCACACUGUGUUGCAAGAAUGUUCCAGCAUCCACAAAACUGUGUAGGUUGGGGCAAUUCUUCAUAUCUGGAUCCUUCAGUGUUGCUAUUCUUCAUACAGAUGUUGCAAUUUCAUUCAGAAUUGUUCAUUAAAACAAAUGGGUCCAUAAUCUUGUGUAUUAGUCUGAAAAUCUCCUCAUUGAUUUUAAAAAUGAAAUAUGAAGUGAUAGAAGAACAUUCAGAAGCCGAUGAUCAUUCAGUAGGCGUGCCAGAAUUUUAAAAUUCAGGCCAUGGGAAGAAUAUUACUCGGCAAUGGGGUUUUCUGCUGUAGGAACAGAUUCUGAAAACAAUUUUAAAUCAUAAGCUUUUAUAAAACAGAAAUAUUGGGUGCCUUUGUAAACCAAAAAUAAAAAACAUUUCUGAAUAUGUUUUAAUUCAUCAAGUUGUUUAAGGUGUGUAAACUUUAUUUGACGGUAUCAUGUGUAUUGAUUACAUACACGUUAGCAGCUAAAUCUUUGUUUAGAAUCUGUUUGUUCUUUACAUGUAAGCUUCCAGUAAUGUGCAAAAUGUAGAGCUGGUGCACUCAGUCUGGAAGAUAAUCUACCCAUCUUGAAAUACUAAAGUGCUAAUUUAGUAGAUAAACAUUCUGGACAGACUGAAGAAAUCAGCUGUGGUGCAUUUCUGCCUUACUUUCCUAUUACAUAGCCUUACACAGCAAUUGUUUACUCAAAGGUAAAUCUCACUGGGCUCAAUGGGAUCUAUUUUAAAGUAAACAUACCUAGAAUUGCAUCUCUAGUCAGUUAUAUUUUUAAAGUGCUGCUUUCUUCAUGUUUGAGGAUAUUAGAGUGGUUUACAUAUGUAAAACUACUCAUCAGUGUCUUCACUAGAUGAUGAUUGGAAGGUGUCAAUGAAACUUAAAAAACAGAGAAACUGUAUUAGUCAGCCUGGUGGUGGUGGUGGUGGUGACACAGGAGCGACUGAGACAAUUAAUUAUGGGAUAAGUACUCCUCUUAAAGAACAGCAUGAUGUAUAAACAAAAACCAUACCUAAAUGAUCUGUUAGAAUUUCAGGAAAGUGCUUGUGUGCAGGGAGGAAGAUGAGAAAUCACUUUAUCUAGGCAGAGUCAUAGAAGAGAAUGUGACAUUAUGUAGUUACUCCCCCUUCCCAAGCUCCUGGCAGUUUCCCAAUUCAAAAAAUAAUUUGCUUCUGACACAAGGUUUCUUGAACAGAAAACUGAAGGAGAAAAAUACUAUGCACCCAUCAGCUGCAUUUUGCCUUCAAUAUCGUUACAUCCAAUAAAGACCAUUAUAAACCAG